Fusarium pseudograminearum CS3096 is the source of this 2085-nucleotide messenger RNA. RefSeq lists its product as uncharacterized. The record is from RefSeq and is a predicted model, not a curated record. Gene Ontology annotation, biological process: DNA double-strand break processing involved in repair via single-strand annealing; double-strand break repair via homologous recombination. Gene Ontology annotation, cellular component: site of double-strand break. NCBI's taxonomy places the organism in Eukaryota, Fungi, Ascomycota, Sordariomycetes, Hypocreales, Nectriaceae. The transcript is spliced from 2 exons. Bases 1 to 2085 code for a protein of 694 amino acids. Gene Ontology annotation, molecular function: single-stranded DNA binding; damaged DNA binding; Y-form DNA binding.
AUGACAAGUUGGUUUGCCUCAGGCCGUCCGGCCCUUUUUGAUGCCAUUAACAGCGCCUGCGAGUUGAUUGAUCAGCACAUUGCUUCAGAUCUUGAAGCAACCAAACAAGAGCUCGACAAGGCUCUACAGCAGCGGGAUGACAACGCGUCUCGUAUAUCUGAAUUAGCGAAUGAAAAUGCCAGAUUAAAGGAACAAUUGCGGCAGCAAGCAUCUUCCAAGCCUGCUGGAAACAACAAGCAGACUCAGACCUCGUCUACUAGCAACCCCUCGGAAAAUUCAGACGAGCCAGACUGGAAGCUUGAGUGUGCCAAAGUUAGCCAAAAGUUUAAGGCACUGUCGGCAAACUUCAAACAAGCAAAGGAUGCUUUGCGGAAAAGGAAGGAAGAAAGAGAUCGAUGGGUCGAGCACGCCACGAUGUUGGAGGAGAAGGUCAAAACGGCGGAGAAAGAACGCGGUAUCAAUGUUACAGAACGCCAGAACAGAAACACCCGAGCAACAACACUUCCCGCCGGAAGAACAGCAGAAGAAGCUGCGUCUAGUCCCCACACGAGCUUCACUUCUGAAGCUGGUCUAGACCAAGCCGACUUGGACCUCCCUCCCUUGGCUGCUGCUUCUCUUCAUGAGAACAAUCAGCCACUUCCAGAUACGAAGGCUGCUCACCCCAGCUCGGACGCGACACAGAGUGAUGCGGAGUCAAGGCACGAUAACAACGAACUGCCAAAGUUGCCGCCCCAGAAUUAUGUCAAGAAUUAUGUCAAAAUCAAGGAAGAGCCGUCAUCCGAUCCAAUCAUCAUAUCCGAAAGAGAGGUGCGGAAAAGGAAGCGCGACAAUGAGGAUUGUAAAGAGAUGCCUCUGCAAAGGAUAAAGAUAGAGGCAGAUGACCGCUCUUCGAGUCCACUAGAGCCCUUGGGACCCGCUACUAUUGUUCCGAACGAAAGUAUAGACUUAGGGGAUGUAGCACAACGACUAUUGACACCACGAAAGCGCCGGGAACUGGAAGAGUCGCAAAGGCAAGAGAAGAUCAAAAGCGAAGCUUUUGUAACAGCAACGACAACACCUCGAACCCUCUUCGUCAGGCCAGAUCCUCCACAAAUAGCUCGUCCAAUUGAGCGAACUUCUGCACUCACGCCGAUGAGCGUGAAUCGCAGAGUGGUUCGGCCAGGUAAAGAAAACCCCAUCACACCCCUCAGAAAGGGGCUGGAACGUGGUAUCUCAACCUUGGCCGAAGACGGGGAAGCCUACAGGAAGAAAAAUGACACGGAUGCAGCCCCUAGGGGGAAGCUGGAUGCGUUGUUGAAUGGUUCUGCUGCUCAAGAUGCCACGCCUACUGGUCGACUGACUCCCCGAUCGGCUGUGAGGCCAAACACCAUAGCUGAUGAUCUUGCGAUUCCAGGACGACGAGUGCUUCCAUUUGAGGCGGCAGGUCGAGCUAAAGACAGGCCUGCCGUUCAACAGAUGCUGACGCCCAACCGAACACCAACCAUAGUUGCUACAUCUAAGGUUACGCCGCAAAACGCAAGAUCUCCGCUGGCCCCUAAGCAAGGGGCGCAAUCAGGGCUGCGGCACAAACCACUUUCUCAACUACGUCCGGACGAUUUCAAGAUCAACCCUCAGGCCAACUUUGGGCAUGACUUUGCAUUUACUGACGUUGUUCGCGAUCGAGACGAGAGAUCUCGCAUGCAAGGAUGCAUCGACAUGCACUGCUGCGGAAAGGAGUAUCGGGAACUCGCCAAGUCUCACCGUCCUAAAUCUCCCCUCUCAGCUGCCGAACGGCAAGAAGAGCAGAAGUUGUUGGAAGAGUACUUGGGCGAUUUUGCAUACAAACUAGGAACCAUGGAUAAGAAGGAACGCGAAGAGUUGUGGGUUGAAGCCAAGAUGCGCGAGCUUUCCAACAAGUACAAUAGCCACCGCUACCACUACGCAAGAAUGCGAAGCCCGCCAGGAUUUUGGAACGCAGAUUUUCCAGAUACGCAAGAGCUAGAGCGGGAGAGAUCAGAGGCUGCUCAGAGAGAGAAGCAGACUGUUCGGGAUAGGCAUCGGGAGGCAAUGCGACCAGGUGGCAGAUGGUUAUUUCGCGAUGAGUAA